GUUGUUAAACAGUAGUCCACUCCAGUGCGCCUCUAUUUCCCAGAGUGCAUCGCUCCUCCUGCAGACGCCAUAUUGCCUUCGCCAAAACGCGCUGGCUGGAUCGGCUCGCACUCACAACUGAAAAUUGUUGCAGUGAUGACUCAGACGGUUCAGACCAACGGGGUUCAGCCCCUCAGUAAGACCUGGGAGCUGAGUCUGUACGAGCUGCAGAGAACGCCUCAGGAGGCCAUCACAGACGGACUGGAGAUCGCCGUGUCGCCCCGGUCUCUGCACAGUGAACUCAUGUGUCCGAUCUGUCUGGACAUGUUAAAGAACACAAUGACCACCAAAGAAUGUCUGCACCGCUUCUGCGCUGAUUGUAUCAUCACAGCUUUGAGAUCUGGAAACAAAGAGUGUCCCACCUGUCGUAAGAAGCUGGUAUCAAAGAGGUCGCUGCGUCCUGACCCAAACUUCGAUGCUCUGAUUAGCAAGAUUUACCCGAGUCGUGACGAGUACGAAGCCCACCAGGAGAGAGUGUUGGCCCGCAUCAGCAAACACAACAACCAGCAGGCUCUGUCCCACAGCAUAGAGGAGGGGCUGAAGAUACAGGCCAUGACCAGACUGCAGCGCGGUAAGAGACACACGGUGGAGAACGGCAGCGGAGCAGAGGACAACGGAGACUCCUCCCACUGUAGCAACGCCUCCGUCCACAGCAACCAGGAGGCCGGUCCCAGCAUCAAACGCACCAAGACGAGCGACGACAGCGGCCUAGACAUGGACAAUGCUGCUGAGAACGGGGGCGGGGACUCUGUCAUCGAUGGUGGCGCCAGCGAGAUCGAGCUGGUGUUCAGGCCACACCCCACCCUGAUGGAGAAGGAUGACGGUCACAACAGUGUGGAGUUCGUCCCACGCUACAUCAAGACGUCAGGUAACGCCACGGUGGAUCACCUGUCGAAGUACCUGGCGGUCAGACUGGCUCUGGAGGAGCUGAGGAGAAACGCAGAGGCCAGUCCUGUGAACGUGGAGGCGGCCUCAGAGAAACAGUACACCAUCUACAUCCCUACUGCUGGAAACCAGUUCACUGUUCUGAACGGUUCGUUCUCUCUGGAGCUGGUCAGUGAGAAGUACUGGAAGGUCAACAAACCCAUGGAGCUCUACUUCGCUCCAACUAAAGAACACAAGUAGACAUAAACAUCUACACACACUCACAUGCAUCACAAUGCACACAUGCACACAUGCACACACACACGCACACAUGCACACAUGCACACAGUGAAAGUACACACAUGGACUCUGCUACAGCUGCACACACAGAAACACGGGAAGAGGAUUGUGUGUGUGAGUGAAGGAGAGGAGAGGUUGGUGAGACCCUCCAAAGGACUCUUGUAAAAAGAAAACCCCUUGUUUUAUAUUCUCUGUAUCUUUCUGUGUCUCUUUCUAUCUUUUCUCUGUAGACGGCAGCAGAUCAGUACAGCAGCUCAGUCACACUCAUGAAGAGCUGCUCACAGUCUCUGAAAUCACGCUCUGCUCACACCCCAAGGAAGACAAACAACAACGUGUUUUACUCUCUGCAGAGGCCGGCCUUUAUGCUCUGUGAUUCUGUCUGCACCCGAGAGACGCUCAACACUCAGAUUCAGACUGUGAGGAGGAGGAGUAUGAGUGUGACGUGUAUGGAAGCCCAGAAAUGCCAUGAUAGUGUAACAGCCGCCUGAAUUAAAAAUAAACAUUGAGAUAUUUAACUUUGAGGACCAUAUGUCCGUACCCGUAUUCAUAGAAGCAGUUUAUCUGGAGGCUGCUGUUUAAAAAGUCCUGAAGGCAGCCGGUCAGAAUAAAACAGAUAGAAUCACUAACUGUAGGAGUCUGAGCUGUUGAAUCUAUCCGUACCACAUUAUUUAAAAUCAAAUCAGUCUUUGAUUCUGCCACGUGUCAUUACCCAGCCCUAACUCUAAACCUGUUCAUUCAGCACAGUCUGUGCACUCUGAAUCAAAUCUCUUAAUCUUGCACAAUUCAAACAUCUCCCAGUGGAGAUCUUUGGAGAGAUUUUAAACACCUAAUGUCUGACAGACCGGUGUCAGAGUAAAUAUCUCCUUGUUCUCCUAAAAGGGGCAGUUAUUGGUCGACUUUCUGGAGCUUUCAUUCUCCCAGAGACGUUCCUCUCAGGUGAAGUCUCACAGUCAGACAGACUGAAGUCACGUUGUGUAUCUGGGCCUGAGUCUUUGCUGUCGGUACAAUGUGUGCUCCCUCUGAGGACCUCUGGACCUCAGAGGGAGCACACUGGAUGUUUCUAAAGAUGAAGCAGACCAAUAGUUUUCAGUUUUUUGAUAAUGUUGAAGUGUUCUCUGAACUUCUGCUCUGUUUUGACUUGUCUGUGUAGUAUUUUCAAAUAAAACCAGAGAUGUGA
Notolabrus celidotus (New Zealand spotty) is the source of this 2380-nucleotide messenger RNA. It is a transcript of the gene rnf2, whose product is annotated as ring finger protein 2. Gene Ontology annotation, molecular function: chromatin binding; ubiquitin protein ligase activity. NCBI's taxonomy places the organism in Eukaryota, Metazoa, Chordata, Actinopteri, Labriformes, Labridae. The transcript is spliced from 9 exons. Gene Ontology annotation, cellular component: ubiquitin ligase complex; PcG protein complex. The record is from RefSeq and is a predicted model, not a curated record. Bases 136 to 1164 code for a protein of 342 amino acids.